Molecule: messenger RNA, 6365 nt
Organism: Gambusia affinis (western mosquitofish)
Lineage: Eukaryota; Metazoa; Chordata; Actinopteri; Cyprinodontiformes; Poeciliidae
Product: collagen alpha-1(XVIII) chain-like
Exons: 45
Coding region: 155-5050 (1631 amino acids)
Source: RefSeq, a predicted model, not a curated record
CUGGGAGGUUCUCUGAGCGGUUUAUGUUUGAGCUGCCAUUCAGCGGACGCUCAGUGAGCCUCGAUCAGCCUGGAUUUAACUGCUGAGCGGCUGGCUAACAGGUGGCGUUCAGGGGAAACAGUGGAGCUCUGCGCUGAAGGGAAACAGCAGCAGCAUGUCGGGGAUCCAGAUGUGGUCACUACUCCUGGUUCUCUGUGCUGGCAGCUUGGAGGCUUGGUGGUUUUCCAACAAUCCUCAACCUACAACAGGAAGCACAACCACAGAAGGAGCCACCACUCCCAGUGGGGUGUUGGUGACACAAGGGACGAAGGAUGGGAAAAUAUCACAGGUUGGGGAGGAAAUCCUUAAAGUGGCAACAGGAAUACGUCAGGUUAUCGACGACUGGGAUGCGACUACAACCGCCUGGACUACCAGUGGAGGCCUGACAGGGACGACAGCAAAGCCCAACAUUACAGAUGAAAAAGAAAAAAGCGGUGUCUUUUUGCACCAGCUGAUUGGAGAUCCUCCACCGGAUUCAAUAGCUAAAGUCAAAGGGGCCCAAGGAACUGCCUACAAGUUUACCUCAGCAUCGUCCUCAGGAAAACUGGCCCAGGACUUUGUCCCCAGUCCAUUCUACAGGGACUUCACCAUCAUUUUCCACCUCCACGCUUCCACUCCUGCUGCAUCUGUCCUCUUCUCCAUCACAGACAGCGCCCAGAAAUUGAUGUACAUCGGUGUGAAGCUCAGCGCAGUGCAGUCUGGUCGUCAAAAGAUCCAGUUCUUCUACACUGAACCCGAUUCUGAGUCUUCGUAUGAGGCGGCCAGCUUUGACGUUCCAAUGCUUGAUGUCAAUUGGAAACCUUUCGCUCUGUCUGUGCAUGACGAACAGGUCAGUUUUUACUCAGAAUGUGACGGGGAUCCAGAAGUGGUGAAGUUUGAGCGCUCGCCUGAUCCGAUGGACCUGGAUGCUGGAAGUAUGAUCUUUGUGGGCCAAGCAGGAAGAGCUGAUCCAGACAAGUUUGAGGGUGAAAUUGGAGAGCUAAGACUUGUCAGAGACCCUCAGGCCUUUCAGGACUUCUGUGACUAUGACGGUUUCCCAGAUGAAAGUUCUGGAGAUGACGGCAACAGAAAGGCUGAUGGGAAGCAAACAGGAAAGACGGUCUCUUCGACAUCCUUCCGUCCAGUCUCUAAGCCCACGACUUCACACCAAAAAGGAGCUGGAAUCAAAACCUCAGAAAAAAGCGGUGUCUUUUUGCACCAGCUGAUUGGAGAUUCAAUACCUAAAGUUUCAAGGCCCGGAGGAACUGCCUACAAGUUUACCUCAGCAUCAUCAUCAGGAAAACUGGCCCAGGAUUUUGUCCCCAGUCCAUUCUACAGGGACUUCACCAUCAUUUUCCACCUCCACGCUUCCACUCCUGCUGCAUCCGUCCUCUUCUCCAUCACAGACAGCGCCCAGAAAUUGAUGUACAUCGGUGUGAAGCUCAGCGCAGUGCAGUCUGGUCGUCAAAAGAUCCAGUUCUUCUACACUGAACCUGAUUCUGAGUCUUCGUAUGAGGCGGCCAGCUUUGACGUUCCAAUGCUUGAUGUCUAUUGGAAACCUUUCGCUCUGUCUGUGCAUGACGAACAGGUCAGUUUUUACUCAGAAUGUGACGGGGAUCCAGAAGUGGUGAAGUUUGAGCGCUCGCCUGAUCCGAUGGACCUGGAUGCUGGAAGUAUGAUCUUUGUGGGUCAAGCAGGAAGAGCUGAUCCAGACAAGUUUGAGGGUGAAAUUGUAGAGCUAAAACUCGUGGGAGACACUCAGGCAUUUCAGAGUUUCUGUGAUUAUGAGGAUUACGCCGAUGAAGGUUCUGGUGACGGUGGCAACGGAGAGGCUGACAGGAGACAGAAAGAAAACACAAAGACGACCACUUUUCCACCCCUCCGUCCAGUAGCUGUACCCCCAAUUUCAUCCCAAACAGAAACCAGAAAAGGACCCUCAGGAGGCAAAGGUGAGAAGGGCGACAGAGGAGAGAAAGGCUUGAAAGGGGACCAAGGUCCUGCAGGACCAAAGGGAGAUUCAGGCAGCAGCUCAGGCUCAAGUUUUUCCUCUCAGGGUAGAGAGCAAGGCGACAAAGGAGAAAAGGGUAAAAAGGGUGAUACUGGUUUUGGAUACCCUGGCAAAAAGGGUGAACGUGGCGUUCAGGGGCCUCCUGGUCCUCCUGGUCCUCCUGGACCUGCAGCUGAGGUUGUCCGACUUGGUGACGGCUCUGUUGUGCAGCCCUUGGCUGGUCCAGCUGGGCCACCCGGGCCAACAGGACCGGAAGGGGCUGAAGGACCUCAAGGGGCUGAUGGACAGCCUGGUGAUCCAGGAGAGGAUGGAAAAGCUGGUCCUGCUGGACCGCAGGGUAUUCCAGGAAUUCCAGGAACAGCUGGUAUGAAAGGCCAAAAGGGUGAAUCUGGAGAGGGUUCCCCUGGACCAAGAGGUCCCCCAGGUCUUCCAGGAUCUCCAGGACCUGGCACUGGUGAUCGUCCAACAUUUGUUGACAUGGAGGGUUCAGGAUUCCCAGACUUGGAAACUUUCCGGGGUCCACUUGGUCCUCCUGGACCCCCUGGUCCACCCGGCCGUCCUGGGACACCUGGUACUUCAGUAGCCAUCGGACCUGAUGGUCCAGUAGCCUUUGGACCUCCUGGACCGCCUGGACAAGAUGGAGUGCCUGGCCUACCAGGCCCACCUGGACCUCCUGGUCUCCCUGGUAGACCCGGGCUCAGAGGAGAAAAGGGUGACGGUGGUGAUCUUGGUCUUCCUGGUCCAGCUGGGGAAAAGCAAGACACAACGGACUCCAACCCUUUCAAUUACUUCUUCUCUUUCUUUGCUCCAUCCUCUACGGGUGGUCAGGGCGAUGCUGGAAGGACGGGUACUCCUGGGGAGUCUGGUUUGGCUGGACUUCCAGGUCCCAUGGGACCAGUCGGGCCUCCAGGGCCUCCUGGACCACCGGGGCCACCGUACCUCGCCGGCAGUGGGAGUCAAAAUGAGGUGCUAAAUGCCCUGCCUGGCCUCAGAGGUCCACCUGGACCACAGGGUCCGCCUGGCAUUGCUGGUCUACCUGGCAAGCCAGGUUUUCCAGGGGAUCAUGGAGCUAAAGGAGCAGAGGGACCAAGAGGACCUCCUGGGAUUCCAGGCGUUGAUGGAUAUCCUGGAACACCAGGUAAACAGGGAGAGAAAGGGGAGAAGGGAGAGACGGGUCGUCCAGGUCGAGACGGUGGACCACCUGGACCACCCGGACCGCCUGGACAACCAGGACAGAUUCUCUACCAGCCGUCGUCAAGAGAUUUUAACGAGGUUUAUUGGAACGAUUUGGGACAGAGUGCAUCAGGCCGAGCAGGAUUCCCAGGGCCAGCGGGGCCUAAAGGAGACAAAGGGGAUGCUGGUGCUCCAGGAUAUGCUCCUAAGGGACAGAAAGGAGAGCCUGGCAUUAUCAUGGGACCUGAUGGGAGACCGUUAUAUCUGGGAGGCCUGACAGGACAGCCGGGUCCGCGGGGUCCUUCUGGACCAAAGGGAGAGAUUGGUAUUCCUGGGAGAUCAGGUCGACCAGGAUUAAACGGGGUCAAAGGAGAGAAGGGAGACUCUGGCGGCGGGUCUGGAUACGGUUACCCUGGCAUCCCAGGACCUCCGGGGCCCCCUGGGCCCCCCGGACCUCCAGGCGGGUCUGAUGAGUACUCCAGGUAUUACGCAGUUAAAGGAGAGAAAGGCGAUCCUGGACCACCAGGAAUACUUGAAAUUCAAGGUCUGGGAACAGGCUUUGACUUUUACACUUUAAAGAAUGAGUUGAAAGGUGAGGUGGGUUUAAAAGGAGAGAAAGGAGAACCAGGCGGCGGUUAUUAUGACCCCCGAUAUGGAGGAGGAGCUGGCUCACCUGGACCACCUGGACCACAAGGUCCAAAAGGAGAAUCAGUUGUUGGUCCACCGGGCCCUCAGGGGCCUCCUGGACCCCCAGGAACAGGCUAUGGCGGUCGACCUGGACCACCAGGCCCACCGGGACCUCCAGGUCCAUCUCUGUCUGGGCCCUAUGGAGGAACACAGACCAUCAGUAUUCCUGGACCCCCAGGACCACCUGGAGCUCCAGGUCUUCCAGGAUUCUCUUCAGCAGUGACAGUGUUCAGGUCUUAUGACACCAUGGCGGCCACAGCUACAAGACAGCCUGAAGGAUCUCUGGUGUACGUUAUCGACCAAAUGGACCUCUACGUACGAGUCCGGAAUGGAGUCCGACAAGUUCAGCUUGGGAACUACAUUGCCUUACCAAGUGAAUUGGGUGUUGCAGCUGAGGCGUCGCCCCCUGUCAUCCAGCCCCCAUCACAGUCAAACCCAGACUCUGACCGACCCGACUCACGGUACCAGAUAGAUCUGGUUUACCCACAGCCGUCAAAUCCCAGAUACCCCAGUUACACGGACCGCUUCAACCAGCCGGACAAUCGAUAUUUGGACCCCCGCUACUCGGUCACCCGUCCUCAGAGACCGCCGCCUCCGGUUCCCCAGGCUCCCAUCCACAGACACACUUCAGGUCCAGCGCUUCACCUGAUUGCGCUGAACAGCCCUCAGAAGGGCGACAUGCGAGGCAUCUCCGGCGUGGAUUUCCUGUGCUUCAGCCAGGCCCAGGCCAUCGGGAUGAAGGGAACUUUCCGAGCCUUCCUGUCCUCCAAACUGGAAGAUCUCAACAGCAUCGUUUACAGCUCCAACAGGGAGAACGUGCCAAUAGUCAACCUGAAGGAUGAGGUUUUGUUCGACAACUGGAACCGCAUUUUCAGCGACAGCAGAAUGAGGGACAACGUUUCGAUCUACUCCUUCAACGGCAAAGAUGUUCUCCAAGACGACACAUGGCCAGAGAAGACGAUGUGGCACGGGUCGACAAGCAGGGGUCAGCGUAACAUCGACAACUACUGUGAGGCGUGGCGCGUCGGGGAACGGGCGCUAACGGGCAUGGCGUCGCCGCUGCAGAGCCGCAGCCUGUUGCAGCAGAGCUCCAGCAGCUGCUCCAGCUCCUACAUCGUGCUGUGUGUCGAGAACAGCUACAUCCGUGACAGCAGGCAAAGAUAGAUCUAGUCUAAGCUUGAAUUUGUCUGUACACCGUUUGUGUUGCAUUGUAUAUAUGUUUUUAUCAUGAAAUAUCACUUUAUGUUUGUUUAGCCUGGAUUUAUGGUGCUAGAGAGAAUCAUCCUACACAUCUGGUUAAACUCAGGUGACUCAGUCUUAUUUUGGAGGUAUAUCAUUGUUUUCUUGCUUACCUUUGGUUUCAAACUGCUUCCCUACGCUAAGAUUAAGGCAGGCCAGGAAUUAAUCUUCCUUUAUUGUAGUUCAUUCAUCCAUAGUUUCCAUCCACCCUUCCUUUGUUCUCUGACUUCUGAGAUUAAGUCACAUGGGUAACAAGUUCAGGAGGGAAACCUGUUCCAAGUGAAAAUACUUUGCAGCUUUAUCAGGAUAUUCCAGGACAUUUGGAAGGUAAUACAAUCCCCCAAGUGGAUUCUGGGUGUCUUCACGUAUCCUCAGUGCAAAAUGUCUGAAGAAAACUGUAAAGAUCACCCAAUGAGGCAUGCAAAGCACCUCAAUUUCUUUCAAUGUGGAUGAGCAGUGGCUCUACCAAUAGAUCUACUAAUGGCUUUCCUGGUCAUGGCUUGAAGAUGCAAAAAUCAAAGAUGAGUUCCUGAGGUUCUCAAGCAAGCUGCAACUACACCUUUAGACCUUGGUUCCCAAGGUUUACCCUGGUGAAGAUAAAACUGCAUCUACAGUCUAUUUUAUCUCCCCUUUUGGGUGUUCAGCCAAUCAGCUGCAAGAAAAAGAAAUCGCGCUCCUGGAUUGGCUGCUUUGCAAACCCUAGCCGAUAGUAGCAUUAUUUUUAGGUAUUUCAGCUUUCCCAUCUGCCUUUUCUUUUAAUUUUUUUUAGAUAUGCUCAGCCAAAAAUAUGCAAAUAACUUGGAAUCACAUUCCACAGAAAAAUAGGUGAGUAGGCGUGUAAAUCCACUAAAUCCAAGUGACUGAACAAACCAAAGAUUAAAUGAUUCUUUUCUGUGAAAUUUAUAUUUUUCACUUCUGUACACUGACUGCAGCCCACGGCACAUGAGUAUUAUCGCUUAAUCACUUUGCCACAAGAUGGAGAAUAUUUUAUAUCAAUAACAAAGGGAUAUUUAUUAGUUUUUUUUUUUAAAUCAACUGCUUUUUUACUCUGACAGUAACGUGUGAUGUGAUUUGCUUUCAAAGUUUGAGAGCACAGAUAUAAAAUGUAUGAACAGAUACGUAAGGAUUCAGCCAUUAACCUGCUGUGCACUGUUUUUAUUAUAACUUCAGCUAGAGAUUGUUUCUCCGUCAUCCUGGAAAGAGAUGUCAUGGUUGAAUAAACUUGUGUGGGAAAACUUGA